GGUGAGGGGAGAGGCGCCGCAGCCAGCACCACCGUGGGGACCCGUUAGAGCGGAAGCGCCGCCGCCGCCGCCGCCUUCGCUGUCCCGGGCCACCAGGUUCCCGGCAGGUGGGAGGCGGGAGCCAUGUCGAAGCGGCUCCGGAGCAGCGAGGUGUGCGCUGACUGCAGCGGGCCGGAUCCUUCCUGGGCAUCAGUAAAUAGGGGAACUUUUAUAUGUGACGAGUGCUGCAGUGUCCAUCGGAGUCUAGGGCGCCAUAUCUCUCAAGUAAGGCAUCUUAAACACACACCAUGGCCUCCAACAUUGCUUCAGAUGGUUGAAACCUUGUAUAAUAAUGGUGCUAAUUCUAUAUGGGAGCAUUGUUUGCUGGACCCUGCCUCUCUUAUCAGUGGAAGACGCAAAGCUAAUCCACAGGAUAAAGUACAUCCUAAUAAAGCAGAAUUCAUCAGAGCAAAGUAUCAGAUGUUAGCAUUUGUCCACCGCUUGCCCUGCCGGGAUGACGAUAGUGUGACUGCCAAAGAUCUUAGUAAGCAACUCCAUUCAAGCGUGAGAACAGGGAAUCUUGAAACCUGUUUGAGGCUAUUAUCUUUAGGAGCACAAGCCAACUUUUUUCACCCUGAGAAAGGAAACACCCCACUCCAUGUUGCCUCCAAAGCAGGGCAGAUUUUACAGGCGGAAUUAUUGGCAGUAUAUGGAGCAGACCCAGGCACACAAGACGCGAGUGGGAAAACUCCUGUUGAUUAUGCAAGGCAAGGAGGGCACCAUGAGCUGGCAGAACGCCUUGUAGAAAUACAGUAUGAGCUGACUGACAGACUAGCCUUCUAUCUGUGUGGCAGGAAACCAGAUCACAAAAAUGGACAGCACUUUAUAAUACCUCAAAUGGCAGACAGCAGCCUGGAUUUGUCUGAAUUGGCAAAAGCUGCUAAGAAGAGACUUCAGUCUCUAAGUAAUCAUUUGUUUGAAGAACUUGCCAUGGAUGUGUACGAUGAAGUUGACAGGCGAGAGACUGAUGCAGUCUGGCUUGCCACGCAAAAUCACAGCACCUUGGUGACCGAGACAACCGUCGUCCCCUUCCUUCCGGUCAAUCCCGAGUACUCAUCAACACGGAACCAGGGCAGACAGAAACUAGCUCGGUUUAACGCCCAUGAGUUUGCCACUCUGGUUAUCGACAUUCUCAGUGACGCCAAGAGGAGACAACAAGGCAGUCCUCUCUCUAGUUCAAAAGACAAUGUGGAGCUCAUACUGAAAACAAUCAGUAACCAGCACAGUGGUGAGAGUCAGGACAAUGACCAGCCGGACUAUGACAGUGUGGCAUCAGAUGAAGACACGGAUCUGGAAGCCACUGCGAGCAAGGCACACAGGCAGAAGAGCCUAGAUUCAGAUUUAUCAGAUGGACCAGUCACUGUGCAGGAAUUUAUGGAGGUCAAAAACGCUCUAGUGGCUUCUGAGGCCAAGAUACAACAGCUAAUGAAGGUGAAUAACAACUUGAGUGACGAGCUGAGAAUUAUGCAGAAAAAGCUUCAAACACUCCAGAGUGAAAAUUCGAACCUCAGGAAACAGGCCACAACCAAUAUAUAUCAGGUGCAAACUGAUUCUGAGUACACAGACACUUCCAACCACUCUUCUUUAAAGAGACGUCCAUCUGCCCGGGGCAGUAGGCCCAUGUCCAUGUACGAGACGGGAUCAGGUCAGAAACCCUAUCUCCCAAUGGGAGAAGUGAACCACCCCGAAGAGAGCAGGACGAGACUCCAGCCUUUCCCCGCGCACAUUGGGAGGAGUGCGCUUGUGACCUCCUCUUCGUCUCUGCCUUCCUUCCCCUCCACACUUUCCUGGUCGAGGGACGAGAGCGCCCGAAGGGCAUCCAGGCUGGAGAAGCAGAACAGCACACCUGAAAGUGACUAUGACAACACUCCCAAUGACAGGGACCCGGAUGACUUGGGGUCAAGCAGGAAGGGAAGGCAAAGAAGUACAGUGUGGCAAGGUGAUGGCUCAGGCCCAGAUGCGGCAGAGCCCCACACGGCCCGGAGCCCCGUCUUCCCCAGCACCGAAGACGUCAUCCGGAAGACCGAACAGAUCACUAAAAACAUACAGGAGCUCUUAAGAGCAGCCCAAGAAAAUAAACACGACAGUUAUAUUCCCUGCUCAGAGAGGAUACACGUAGCUGUUACAGAAAUGGCAGCAUUAUUCCCCAAAAAGCCCAGGUCCGACAUGGUGAGGACUUCCCUCCGCUUACUGACAUCCAGUGCCUACCGACUCCAGUCGGAGUGCAAGAAGACCCUCCCAGGCGACCCGGGCCCGCCCACGGACAUCCAGCUGGUCACGCAGCAGGUCAUCCAGUGUGCGUACGACAUCGCCAAGGCCGCCAAACAGCUGGUCACCAUCACCACCAAAGAGAACAACAACUGAAUGGCAGGGCUGGCCCGGCCCUUCUGUUUUCGAGGCUUUUCUAAGUCCGGUUUCCAAUUUAGACAUGGAACUCUUCCGAUUUUUACAGAAACAAACGUUUAAUGAAAAUUUAAAACUUUUUAAAAGAAAACUCAGUAUUAUUUUUGCAUGUUUUCUAACAAAUUUUCAACUGUUAAUUUAACCCACUUGCCUUCUUUGUGCCUGUUUGCCAGUUUACCUUCUGACGUGCUGUUGUGCUGUCCGUGACCGUCGAGUUAAUUGCUCAUAGAUAUCCAAAAGCAGACCUUCAUUGUUUAAAGUAUUUUAGAACUUUUCCAUCCCUUCAGACUCCUUGCCUAUGGCUAAAACUAUAAGUGAGAGUUUUACUGAAACAUUCUCUGGAGAGAGUUGGGUUAAAAAAAAAAAAUCAACAUUGUCUGUUCCCUAUCAAGUAUUGUGCAAUAAGCAGAUUUUCCAGCCUCUACUGCAGAAUCUCUUAAGUUUGGGGUAUCUCCAAGCAGGCAUGUUAGAGAAAGGACUUUGCCACUUUCUAAAAAUAGUGUAACAAUCUCUCUUGGAAGGAAACAAUGAAGUGUUCAAUUUCUUUUGACUGUUCUAUCAUAUUAGAUGUUCUCUCAUCUAAUUUUUCGAUCCUAUCUUCUAUUUCUAUUUUACCAUCAUCCUGAAGUCUCCAUGGCAUCCGAUAAGCACUCAUGCUCCCUGUCGUGUGUCCCUUGGCCGUGUUAUCACGCACACUCUGAGGAGCCUCAGUCCCACGAGCCGUAACUAAUUUCGUCCCUCCCCAUUCAGCUAGCACUGCCGUAAACGGUGACAAGAGCAGUGAUCUGCUCCCCUUACUCCUCUAGCCGCCUAAAGACUUCCCACACGAUCUGCUUCGCAUAUCUCGCCACCUUUAAGGACUUCUUAUGAGGUAAGAUGUAUACAAUCACCUGAGUUCGCUUCUCUUCCAUUAUCUCACUGGUACUUCACAAUUAGACAUCACCUUUCAAGGGAUUUCCAAUGCAGUGGGUGUGGGUUCGAUCCCUGGUUGGGGAGCUGAGAUUCUACAUGGCUCAUGGCUAAAAAAACAAAACAUAAAACAGAAGUGGUAUUGUAACAAAUUCAGUAAAGACUUGAAAAAAAAUGGUCCACAUCAAAAAAAAAAAAAAAUUCUUUAGACAUCACCUUUCAAGAAUUCCCUGGAGUGCUCUCGCUGACUACCCACUAUCCCAAAACUACGAAAGCAUGCAGGUGUAAAUUCUGGAACGUACCGAGAUUAAGUUAAUCUCAACUGAGCCUUUUAAGUUACUAAGAAGAGUUUUGUUGUUCUAAGAGCUAAAGCAUAUUCCUUCCUGCUUGUUGCCGCAGUUUUGUGUGGGUGUGGCUCAGACCCUGACCUAGACCAGAGGGCCCAGGUGGUACUGACAUUGGUGAGUGAAGCGAGCCAGGUGACCAGGGCAGGGGACAGUGGGGGAGCCCGUGGCACAUCAGUGGUCACAGCUUCUCCCUGGCUCUACUCAGGCUGCCACGUGGAAAAGUGGGCCUGGGGUUGCUGGAGCUUUGAUUUGUCAGGAGACACCAGAUAUUUUUUUGUGCCGUCUCUCCAUUUGUAAAUGUUCGCGACUCAUCUAAAAGUGUUCACGGCACACGUGUGGGUGAGCUUCGGCCUCUAGGCUGCCAGCUCACGGCUCUGCUGUGUAGUGUGAGGGCCUGGCUUCCCUGGUCUCCCCCGGUUUAGCCUCUGAGCCUUCCCGGUAGCGUGGCCACCGUACCCUGUGAUCAGUUGCUGUUAGUCCUUGUUUCACCCAUCUUUUCUGUCCCAUAGCGCUCGUUCACACACGUGAAAAUGUCAAAAUAAUCAAAGUUGCCUAAAAACAUCCUCAAUAAGCCUGUAUUUUCACAGAACUGUUUGAUUCACAAACACCUUUGUAGUGUGACCGAACGCUGUCGGAGAGGAGCACCGCAAUGGUGUUUGGUUUACUAAGUCACUGUGAGUGGGUGCUUUCGCCGGCUUUUGCUGCACUGAGUAGUGUGGGGAAAGGGUCCACAUCUCCAAGACUUGUCUGCACAAACCUAAGUGCCAUGCUCUUAUUGGAUGCUGAGGGGACGCCUUCGCAAAGGAUGUCUUCUACCUUAAGUUCAAGCACUGUCUGAGAACCUUUUCUGCAUGCUGCAUGUAACGGGCUGUCCCUCCUCUUCCUUGCAAACACGUGCCCUCCUGCCAGGCCUACACGGGCUCCUCGGGAAAGGCCCAGCGGCAGUCCAGAGUCAGUGCCCUUGGCCUCCCGGGGAGGAUGGGCUUCUGGAUAAUGAGUCGCCUGCGGUGGGUGAAGUGGUGUCUUCACUCCAACACUCAGGACCUGCAGUGGAGGACGCUGUUUCGUGCCCCUGGAGAAAGUCAAGGAACGUGGGGACCACCAAAGUGUUUCCAGUUGUGAGAACACCGCAGGAGGUUGCUCUGUUAACCCACAGUGCCAAAACCCGGGAAGGAAGUUCCCAGGUGGAGUGACAGGAGGGCCACAGCUCGUCCUUCUCAUCAAAGUGCCCUGCCCGUUUCCUCGGCCCUGAGAGGCCGGGGUUAGAGGUCCCCGGGGCCUGCGGACAACUCGCACCUUGUCUGAACGGUCGUUCACCGUCUUUUGCACAUGGGUUCCACAGCCUUGCACUAGUGUCUGAGUUCUGUAAUGUCAAUUCUCUUACCCUUGAUUCUCAAAUCCCCGCCCCCUCAGAUGCCCCUCAGAGCUGAGAGGUCGGAGGUAGGAAACCGGCAUUUGCCCCUUGCUGGGGGGAGACGGCUCCACCCCUGAGCUCCUUCAACUGAAGUCAUCUUCUGCCUCGGAAUGCAAAUAGUUCUUACUUGCCAAAGAACAAUGAAUCGGGCCCAAAGACCAAAUACAGCAUCUCAUCAAUUGGAACUAUAAACGCAUAACUCAGGAGCUGUCCUCCGAUUCCUCCAGCGGUUUAAGCUGCAGAACCAGAGUGAGACCGGCAUGAGUGUCCUCCGCAGCCACCCUGAGCUCCCCAAGCAGAGUUUUCCUUCUUUCCUUGUCCCGGUUGAAGGUCACCUUGAUUUUACAAAAGAAAAUGCUGCAUAGGAAAAAUGAAAUGCCUUUUAUUCCAGUGUGUUUUAUCCAUGUCACCCAUUAUUCUGUACUUAUUUUUCCUGUUUGUUGUAUAUUCUAUUCCUGUAAUUAUUGUUCAACCCUUUAAGCGUUGUAAAAUCGUUUUGGAAUUUGUGCCUGCUAGUUAUGCAAUAAACAGGCUCUGUAAGUGUCCUUGUGGUAAUUCUAUGCUUCCCAUCCAUAAGAUGAUGUUUCCAGAUACUAGGUCAA
Physeter macrocephalus (sperm whale) is the source of this 5714-nucleotide messenger RNA. RefSeq names its product GIT ArfGAP 2 (gene GIT2). NCBI's taxonomy places the organism in Eukaryota, Metazoa, Chordata, Mammalia, Artiodactyla, Physeteridae. Gene Ontology annotation, biological process: synaptic vesicle recycling; regulation of ARF protein signal transduction; brain development. The record is from RefSeq and is a predicted model, not a curated record. Bases 124 to 2403 code for a protein of 759 amino acids. Gene Ontology annotation, molecular function: GTPase activator activity; small GTPase binding. The transcript has 20 exons. Gene Ontology annotation, cellular component: synapse.